GCUUAAGUGAAGUGUUUCAGUUUAUGAUGUUUACAAUUUCUCUAACAAGUUCUUCGAUAAUAAUUUGUUCCCUUUCUUUUUGCAUAAGCAUAAGCAUGCAUCAUGUUGCAUUCGUGGUUUCUAAAUCGAGUCUCACACUGUGUUCACUACUUCAAAAAGGGGGGGAGUCAAUCAACCGCCGCCCAAGGAAAGUGGCCCGACGAAUUCUCCACAAACCCACUCGCAUUUACAACACCAGGGCCAAUCGGAAGAGGAUGGAUAUAGUUGAACAAGAAAAUCAGAGUCUCAGGGAGGAGGUUGCCACUUUACGAGAGGGAAUGGAUAGGUUGACGACCAUGAUGAGUGCACUCCUGUCAGCCCAGAACUCUCAAGCUGCCGCCGCUACUGUAGAGCAGCCCUUGGUGAGCACAACCCCGCUAUCUACGGUGACUUCUCCACCCCUCUUUUUGCCUCCAGGUUGUACAUGGGGAAUGCCACCUCCAGUCUGUGGAAGCCCCCAGCCCGCUGUAUCUGAAGUUCCACCGCCUUUUGCUCAGCAGUCAGCACCAGUUCCGCAACCCAGUACCUCUUUCCCUCAAGCUGCAAUGACUUAUUCAGCUCCACUGAUUCACACUAUUCAACAAGAGGUUGAACCAAUUUUCCAAGCUGAAAAUGUUGUAGCCUUCGACAAGAUGGAAGAACUCCAAGAAAGAUUUGAUGGUAUGCAAAGGGAAGUCGAAGCCCUCCGAGGAAGAGAUCUGUUCGGGAAGGACGCCUGUGAAUUAUGCUUGGUCCCAAAUGUUACUAUCCCUCACAAGUUCAAGGUGCCAGACUUCGAGAAGUAUAAAGGGAACUCUUGUCCCCGCAGUCACUUGGUGAUGUACGCGCGGAAAAUGUCCAUGUAUACUGACAAUCAUAAGCUGCUUAUUCAUUUCUUUCAGGACAGCCUAACUGGGGCCGCUCUGAAGUGGUAUAUGAAUUUGGACAGUGCGAGCAUUCGUACUUUCAAUGACCUGGGUGAAGCGUUCAUCCGGCAGUAUAAGUACAAUUUGGACAUGGCCCCAGAUCGUGAUCAGCUCCGUGCGAUGACACAAAAAGAGAAGGAAACGUUCAAGGAGUAUGCCCAACGUUGGAGGGAAGUGGCUGCCCAGAUUGUCCCGCCGUUGGAAGAAAGGGAAAUGACCAAAAUAUUUUUGAAGACCCUGAGCCAGUUUUAUUACGAGAAAAUGGUUGCAAGUGCACCAACAGACUUCACCGAAAUGGUCAACAUGGGGGUGCGAUUAGAGGAAGGUGUCCGAGAGGGACGUUUGACUGGGGAAAGUGUCCCUGCUGCAAGCAAUGCCAAGAAGUUUGGAGGCCACUUUGCGAAGAAGAAAGAUCAAGAGGUGGGGAUGGUAGCUCAUGGUAAGCCUCAGCAGAAUUUCACCCCAUAUCGUCAGGUUGCGAAUGUCGCAUCCGCUAUCCCAAACCCAUCAUAUCACCAACAAAGGCCACAUUACCCCUACCCAUACCCUCCACAACAAUACCCUCCACAACAAUACCCUCCACAACAAUACCCUCCACAGCAAUACCAUCAGCCACAAUACCCUCAAAAACAACAAAAUCGCCCGCAACCCCCCCAACAACCAUAUCACUCACAAAACCGCCAGAAAACAACCUUUGAUCCAAUCCCGAUGAAAUAUGCUGACUUACUCCCCGCCCUGCUCGCCAAAAACCUUGUCCAGGUCAGAACACCCCCUCGUACACCAGAUGUUUUACCUCCCUGGUUUCGUCAUGAUUUAACCUGCGCUUUCCACCAAGGGGCCCCAGGUCAUGACGUUGAAAACUGCUAUGUCCUGAAGAAUGAAGUGCAAAAGCUAGUCCGGGCCAACUUGCUAUCCUUUAAAGAUCAGAAUCCCAAUGUUCAGGCGAACCCUCUACCGAACCAUGGGCCUACUGUUAACAUGAUACAAGAUUGUGAUGAAGACGGUGUCAUCCUGAACGUCCAGCACGUUCGAACUCCCCUGGUCCCAAUACAUAUCAAGAUGUGCGAGGCAGCUCUGUUUGACCAUGAUCAUGCAGCGUGUGAAAUAUGUCCGGUGAAUGUAAAAGGAUGCCCUAAGUGGGGAAUCAACUACUACUCCACUGGUGAUUAG
Messenger RNA from Glycine soja, 2114 nucleotides. RefSeq lists its product as uncharacterized. The record is from RefSeq and is a predicted model, not a curated record. NCBI's taxonomy places the organism in Eukaryota, Viridiplantae, Streptophyta, Magnoliopsida, Fabales, Fabaceae. The coding region runs from base 24 to 2114 and encodes 696 amino acids. The transcript is spliced from 2 exons.